AUGACCGACGUAGAGAUGGCUGAUAAUGGUAACACCACGGAGGAGGUGAAAGUGGUAAGUAUACGAGUUUUUGAAGGGGUUUUUGGUUCGUAUUUAAUACCUAAAAUUGUGUUUUUUGAUGUAUUCAAGGUUUUAAAAUGCAAGUGGUUUGGUUUACUCGUUAAUUUACAACUUUUUGGAUUAUUUUACUCAUGAUUUUUUGAUAAACAUUUACCGAACAUUUUAAGCUGUUUUAUAUUGUUGUUUUUUCAGCCUUUUGAAGGAACUACUCAAGAACAUUUGACUAAAGUGUGCACUGAAAAGAAGGUCAACAGCGAUGUGGCCAAGGCUUUGUCCGAGCUUUUCGAGGCCUUGAACUUGACUUUGGAGGACUUUGACGAAAGAGUCAUUGAAGCUUUGGCUAACUUCCCAGUUGAACAUGGAAAGUUUAUCAUCAGCGAGAUUAAGGUAUGUUUUGUCCUUCUUGUUUGUUUUUAGGUAAUAUAGAGGUGUUGACUGUCUUGAAGGUUUAAAUUUUUUGUUAGAUAUCUCGAGAAAGUUAAAAUUUGGUGAAUUAAGUUUCUGAUAGAAUAUGAUAAUCUAAAAUUUUAUAAAAUACGUUUAUUCAAUUUUGAUCUAACUUUUAAUAGCUCGAAACAGUUUUUUCAUGAGUUUAAUCUUUUUUAUUUUAGAAAUCCGAGUUGUUUGGAGUUCAAAACCGACCCCAAUUCUUGAUGUCCGUUAUGCGCAACUUCAAGGACAAGGUCAGACAAGUCGGAGGGUCUGAAGCCACCAAGACCUCAUUGAUCCCAGGUCCAUCUGUCGAGAGCCUGAAGAAGUUGAUUGCUGACACUGGUUACAGCCUUGAAGUCACUGUUGGGCAAAGAAAGUUCCACGCUCCAGCUGAUGUUGCAGCCCCAACUCAUGGCCACGAAACCUUCAUUGGCCAAAUUCCAAAGGAAUUGUUUGAGGACAAGGUCUUCGAGAAGUUCCAGGAGAUUGGCAAAAUCUACGACAUCAGACUCAUGCUGGACCCAAUCAUGGGACGCAGCAGAGGCUAUGCUUUCUUGGUAUAUCUUCAAAAAGAGCAUGCCCACGAGGCCGCUAAGAAGGUAAUUUAUUUACUUUUCAGGUUUUGUAAGUUCAUUUAGAUUAUAUUGUAAUAACUGUAUGUAAAUUAUAUUGAUCAUCAAUUAACUUCAAAAUUCAAAAACAACACAUUAAAAUUAAACUAAAACUAACGGGUCAAAAGCAACAAGACCGAUCCCACCAAAACCCGGGAGGUCUUGAAACCAGUCAAAAACAACACAAAAUUGACAAUUUGGUGAAGAAAGUUAACCAGAUUUGGUUUUACAACUUUUUCUACAGAUUUCGCUCAAGCAUCGGCGAUUGAGUGAAAUAGUCAAAUUCCAAAUUCAAAGCACUUUUCAAUUGAUUUUAGUUUGACGGACACGAUAUUAUUCCGGGAAAACCGCUGAAAGUCAACGUUUCUGUGGCUAAUCGCCGACUUUUCGUUGGGAAUAUUCCUAAAUCCAAAUCCAAAGAAGAUAUUCUUGAAGAGCUUAAAAAACAUCCAGGUAAAUCAACGUUUUGGACACGACUUUUCGGACGUUUUUAUACAUUUUUCGGAGUUUUGUGAUGUUGAAAGGGUGAAGUGUGUGGCCUAUGUUAAUAUUCUUGUUUUAGAGCUGGAGAAUGUCACCGACGUCAUCAUCUACAGCUUCCCUGAUGCCACCGAGAACAAAAAGAACCGAGGAUUCUGUUUUGUUGACUUUGCUGACCACAAGUCCGCAUCUGAUGCUCGUCGCAAGCUGAGCGGAGGAAAGGUACGGGUAUGGUUUUAAAUCUUUUACGCACAACCUUCUUGCACCUAUACCUUUAACAUUCAUGGAGCUUUUGAUUAUAAUUUUAAAUUAAAUGCUAGCAAUUUUAAAGUUUUUAUUUCUUUUGUUUUAGGUUCGACCAUUCAACAGCGAUCUUGUCGUAGACUGGGCUGAACAACAAGCCGAGCCUGAUGAGCAAACCAUGUCCCAAGUUAAGGUGCUUUAUGUCAAGAACCUGAAGGAAGCCGUCACCGAUGAAAGGCUGAACGAGCUCUUCAAGGAAUACGGUAAAAUCGAAAGAGUCAAGAAAAUCAAGGAUUAUGCCUUCAUUCACUACGAAGAAAGAGAAUCAGCCAUUAAGGUAUGCUUCAGUUUACAUUUCUUGUCGCUAUGUUUUGUGAAUGCCCGUUUGUAAUAAUAUUAAAGCCUUUUAAAAAAUAAACUUUGUUUGCAGGCUUUGGAAGCCAUGAACGGGACAAAGAUUGACGACGUUGAAGUAGACAUUAGCCUGGCCAAGCCUCAAGGAGACAACAAAAUGAAGAAGAAGACCUUCCCUAACAAGUUCCCAGGUCCACCAGGAAAGAAAGGUGGUAUUCCUGGUGCUUUUGGUCCUAAGCGUGGUGGAGCUUCGGCCCGUGGAUCCUACGGAGGACCACCAUACGGAUCUUUCCCACCAGCUCCAGGAUACGAUCCCUACUACGGUGCUGCUGCGCCUGCUCAAGGUUACUACCAAGGUGGAUAUGAUCCAUACUACCAAGCUCAAGACCCAUACUAUGGAGCUGCUGCCGGAGGUUACCCACCAUCUGGCUACGGAACCGCCUACGGAGGUAUGCCAGCAGGCUUCAAGGGACGCCCGCCAAUGAGAGGCGGUGGCAUGAAAGGACGAGGAGGAAAGAGGCCCGGAGGCAGCUUCGACGGCCCAGCUGUGAAGCGAGGCGGCCGAGCCUUGGAAGACUUCAGCUCGGACGUCGCUCCAAGUCAUUUUUAA
Messenger RNA from Bursaphelenchus okinawaensis, 2790 nucleotides. Lineage: Eukaryota; Metazoa; Nematoda; Chromadorea; Rhabditida; Aphelenchoididae. The record is from the annotation of a GenBank genome assembly.